Molecule: messenger RNA, 4252 nt
Organism: Alligator sinensis (Chinese alligator)
Lineage: Eukaryota; Metazoa; Chordata; Crocodylia; Alligatoridae
Gene: WASHC1
Product: WASH complex subunit 1
Exons: 14
Coding region: 351-1931 (526 amino acids)
Biological process (GO): exocytosis; endocytic recycling; retrograde transport, endosome to Golgi
Cellular component (GO): WASH complex; recycling endosome; early endosome
Molecular function (GO): actin binding; alpha-tubulin binding; gamma-tubulin binding
Source: RefSeq, a predicted model, not a curated record
UGCUUCAUUGGGGCGGAAGUGAAUGAACGCCGGAGGGGGCCGCUUCCCCGCCGGGUCCUGGGGCGAGUAGCGGGGGAGGGGACGUGUCCCGCCCGUGGCAGGUGAGGCGUUGCGUUCCCCGGGGCGGCUGGGCCCCCUGCGCUGCGGGGGGCGCCCUGGCCCGGCCGCCGGUGUAAGACCCCGUGGCAGGAUGAGCAGCUGGGUCCAGUUUAUAUGAACAAGGAGGUGGUCUUGUGGGUCUGUUCUUGAGCAUUUCAGCUCUCCAGCUGAGAUGGUUCAACAUGGCUGAUGGCUCCCAGGACGCCUCAGAUAUCGCAGAGCCUUUAGACGUAUCCUAGGCCUGUCUGGAAAUGGGCGCAGAUGAGACGCCUCACACUGGACAAUCUGGUGAAAGGACAGAGGCAAAGGCUAUAACCCUGGACUCUGAGAAAACUGCUAAUGCAAAAGACAGUCUCCCAUCUCCAGAGAGAGCUGCCACGUGUGAGCAGAAAGGCACGAUGGCUACAGUGACCCAGAAGCACUUCCUGGAAGGGCAGACUUACUCUGUCCCUCUGAUCCAACCUGACUUGCGCAGGGAAGAGGCUAUUCUGCAAGUUGCAGAUGCACUUCAAUACCUUCAGAAAGUGUCUGGGGAUAUCUUCAACAGGAUCUCCCAGAGGGUGGAGGCCAGCCGGAUGCAGCUGCAGGCAAUUGGUGAGAGAGUCACUCUCGCUCAGGCUAAAAUUGAGAAGAUAAAGGGCAGCAAGAAGGCUAUUAAGGUGUUUUCCAGUGCCAAGUACCCUGCUCCAGAGCGGCUACAGGAAUACAGCUCUAUUUUUGCUGGCGCAGAGGAUCCAGCCAAGCAGAAAGGGCAGAAACACAAGGUUCAGAGCAAGCACAGAGUGCUGGAUGAGAAGUGCCUGCAGGAGAAGCUGAAGUACUUCCCAGUGUGUGCAAGCACCACAGUGCACCAGGAGGAUGAUGCAGAAGAAGGCCUUGGCAGCCUCCCCAGGAACAUCAGCUCCCUUAGCUCCCUGCUGCUGUUCAACACCACGGAAAACCUGUAUAAGAAGUAUGUCUUCCUGGACCCUCUGGCAGGAGCGGUGACCAAGACCCAUGUUGCUCUGGAAACUGAAAUGGAGGAGAAGCUCUUUGAUGCACCUCUGUCUAUUACCAAAAGAGGGCAGUUGGAUCAACAGGUAGCUGAAAAUUACUUCUAUGUCCCUGAUCUGGGGCAAGUGCCUGAGAUAGAUGUGCCUUCCUACCUGCCUGAUCUGCCCGGCAUUGCAGCUGAUCUCAUGUACAGUGCAGACCUGGGGCCUGGCAUCGCACCCUCAGCCCCCAGCAGCGCAAUCCCAGAGCUACCCACCUUCAGUACAGAGUCAGCAGGGGCUUUCCAGCCAGGUCUCCCGGAUGGUGUGCUUAUGCCCCCACCCCCGCCUCCUCCCCCGCCUCCUCCCCCACCUCCGGUUAUGCCAGCUACUGCACCCCCUCCGCCUCCUCUGCCCCAGCCUGCAGCCCUUUCCAAAUCACCCAAGGCAGCAAAUGAGGAAAGCAGCAGUGCAGUGCCUGCAGCUGCAGUCCAGGGGGCUCCAAAGGAAGUUGUGAACCCUUCAACUGGCCGAGCCACUCUUCUGGAGUCCAUCCGUCAGGCUGGGGGCAUUGGAAAAGCCAAUCUACGGAGUGUCAAGGAGAGAAAGCUGGAGAAGAAGAAGCAGAAGGAGCAAGAGCAAGUGAGAGCUACGGGUCAAGGUGGGGACUUGAUGUCAGACCUCUUCAACAAACUGGUGCUGAGGCGAAAAGGCAUUUCAGGUAAGGGGCCAGCAGCUGCAGGUAAUGCUGAUGCUCCAGGGGGCCCUGCCGGUGCCUUUGCACGUGUGUCGGACACGAUACCACCCCUCCCACCCCCACAGCAGCCUCCUGGUGAGGAUGAAGAUGACUGGGAGUCAUAAAUGGUGCCAGCCUCAGGCCCUGGAUUGAUUUCCCGUUACUCGUCAGUGAAUCCGCCACUGCUGAGCUAAGCACCUCAGAUGGACCAGCUUGUGGAAAUAUCCUCUGGAGGGUGGGCACUGGAUUGGCAGAGGGACCCUGUCAUUUCUUCUUAGUUCCUGCUGUUCCAGCUCAUCUCUAACCCUUGCUGAAUAUAGUUAUCAAUGAGUGUUACUUCUGCUGUUUGCGUUCCCCACCCCAAAUCAUACAUUUGAUCUCAGCCAUUGCUGCUGCUCAAUAAACCCUGCUGUAGCUUGAGGGCUGUCGUGCUGCUGAUGCUCAAGAAGCAGAAUGAGCAUCUCUCCCUAUUAAGGGGCCUUCAGUCUUUCUGAAUGUGAUACAUGCCAAUUUGCUGCAAGAGCUGUGCUUGCAAAACAGCCCUUGCCUCUCCGUGCCCCUUGCUGACAGCUGAUUGUUUGCCUGGAUGCUCUUGCGUGCGAGUUCUGGGAAUAGAUGGGAAUGUGUGGGAUUUGAAACCACCCAGUCCUAAAGUGGGUCAAAUAGAAAGCAGCAGCACUGAAGUAGCUACUAUGAAACCAACUAACUGCAGUGGAGCUAUGGCUGUUCUUUCUUAUUAGUACAAAUGGUUUCUACAUGCAUCAUACCAUAACUCCAGGAACAAAUGCACAGCAGCCUCUUCUCCAUCCUACUUGAGGAGAUGAGUGGAGUGCUCAUAAUUAAUAUCUCCAGGGAAAGCCCAGCUGUCCACCAUUAGUCUCUGGCAGAGCUAGUGAACAGCAUGCAUUUUCUAGACUAGUCUAGCCAAGGCAGAGACUGGAGGUGCUAAGUGGGCCAGGUACUGUACACCUGAGGGUUUUCUCAGAGCUUAGGCAAGAGCCUGAAAGCUGGACUAGGGGUAGAAAAGGAUGAAGCAGCUACAGCAAAGUGUCUACAGAUAACUUUUAAUAAGCAGCUGUUUCUCCCCCUGGGGCUAGUUAGAUGGGACCUAGAGUUCCUCACAGUACUGGCUCAUUGUCUAAUCUUCACUUUGUGCCCACUUCAGAGCUGGGUUUGCCUGAACACUGUGCUGUAGGAGAAGGUAGAGUCCAGCUCCAGAAAAACCAAGCAUAUAAAAAGAUUUAAUACACUUGUGUAAGCCUGAAGAAGGGGGUAUUCUCUUUCUCUCUAUAGAAGGGCAAGAGUAGUGCAAGGGCUUCCUCACCUCUGAACUCUUCUGUGAGCUACAGGAUGACAGGUGUGGGUUUUCUUAGCCGCAACCCUCUGUACUGCCUCUGACUGUUCAUAACAAAGCUAAGAGGGGGCAGCCCCUUCCUUUUCUCUUCAUUUAUUCUGGUGUGCAAAUACAGAAAGGGGUUUAAACUAAAUUUACCCUCUCUUCUUUGUCAUGUUUGAGCUACCCUUUCUCAUCUAUAAGCUGCAUGAAUGUGGUUUGCAGGAAAGGCAGAGGUAAAGUUGAACAGCUGGAGGGGCUGCUUGCAGAGAAAGUAGUGUGAUCAAAGGAAAACAAAAUAAAUGAUGCAGUGUUUUCUGACUGCCUGAUGUACUCAGUCCAUAAAGCAGAGCUCACUUACUCCCUUGUGGAAUAGCGAGGCAGGCCUAGAGCUAUGCUUCGGCUCUACACUUUGUCCACACUAGCUUGAAGGUACUGUACUCAGACGGUGAGCGCUUUACACCUACCCUGCAAGAGCAAAGUGACGAUGGCUAGCUGUGACUAAACAAUUGUGUAAUCUAGAAAAGAUGCUCCUUCAGCUAGCAAACAAUGCAGUAGAGCCAGGUGCCAGCCAUGCUUGGACUUUUUUAGGUUCCAGGAUUUCUAACCACUCUCCGUUUCAACAUUAGCAUAUGCAGAAUGAUUUGGAGCCAGAACUCUAGCUUUCUAGUUGUGCCCUUUAGUAAUAAGGGCCCAGUCUUUCCAGUUCCCCACCUCCCUUUACUCUCCGUAACAGCUGAGGGCUCUAUCAAGGCUCAGCAUUAUUAACAGUGAUACCAGAGAAUGUUGCUUUUCUCUAGGAUUCAUUAAAAGCAGUUCCUCUAGGGAUAAAGCUAAUAGUCAAAAGUGCUUAAAAAGCAGAGAUGGCAAAGUUAUUUUCUUGCUGUUCAGUUGCUCAGUGUCCCUUGUCGAUUAUAAACGUGCAGCUGUAUGCAACUUCCCGUCAUAAGCUGCUAAGUUACACACUGCAUUCACCAGCAUAAGCACCUAUGAGUGGACUGGUUAGCUAGUUACAUACUCUCUCAAGCCCCUCUCCUGGUCACUAGCAGGACCUCCACAUUUCAUGUAAAGUGUAUCUUUACUCUUCCCCAACCUCAGUGCUGGAAAGAGGAG